Molecule: messenger RNA, 2213 nt
Organism: Mizuhopecten yessoensis (Yesso scallop)
Lineage: Eukaryota; Metazoa; Mollusca; Bivalvia; Pectinida; Pectinidae
Product: disrupted in renal carcinoma protein 2 homolog
Exons: 13
Coding region: 156-1649 (497 amino acids)
Biological process (GO): transmembrane transport
Cellular component (GO): intracellular membrane-bounded organelle; membrane
Molecular function (GO): transmembrane transporter activity
Source: RefSeq, a predicted model, not a curated record
UAUUUAAUGAUAUUAUGUAAAGAAGCUACAGUAUAAAAUGAUCGACACAUGCUCGGUUUGGUUUAUUUUAGAGUUAUAUUUCUUUUGUUCGUUCCUUGCCUUCACAGUCAACGUUCCACGUCAUCAGAAGAAACCAGAAAUUUAAAACAACCAUAAUGAACGAGUUGAAGCCAUUACUGCGCGUGAAGCCGAGGACGUACGCCCGCCGCUGGUGGGUCCUCAUCUACGUCAGUUUAGCAUAUAUAUUUAUCACGCUCGGCUGGAAUUCUUGGGGCCCGAUAAGUCAGUCGGUUGAGUAUGGUUUCGGCUGGGACGACUCCAUCAUAGCAGACAUCUUGAAUGUUGGAAAAAUUGGAGUAAUCGGCAGUAUCAUCCCGCUGAGUUACUUAGUGGAUACGAAAGGAAUUCGUCUAGUUAUGAUAGUCAGCACCACUCUUACACUGAUGGGAUAUGUGAUACGCUGUUUUAUUGACCAGUCAACUUCAACGUGGCUAGCGCUGCUGGGACAGUUUGUUAUCGGAAGUGGAAUGGGAAUCACAUUUGGAGGGCCAGCCGCCAUGUCCGUUGCAUGGUUCCCGCCGAAAGAGCGUACCUCAGCCACAUCUAUUGCAGUCAUGAGUACAUAUCUUGGCUAUGGGAUCGCCUAUGUCAUCCAUCCUCUGUUCGUGUCAACGCCCGUAUUUGGUGCAGAGAUGUUCUCGCAUCGAAAUCAAAAUGAACUCGCGAACUAUACCGAUCAUGACCUUAGUCUUGCCGCUAACUCGACCAAUGUUAGUACGGCUAAUGUUGUUUUGAACAAAGAUAUCAUAAAGGAGGAAACAAUGACACUGAUAUACAUAGAGACGGUGAUUGCAGCUGCAUUUGUGGUAGUAACCGUGGCUCUAGUCCCACAAGCGCCGCCUACGCCACCUUCAAAUAGUGCCAACGCAAUCAGGAUGGGAUACACCAAAGUAUUGUUACACGUCAUAAGGAAUGGAUUCCUGUGUCUGCUCCUCCUUUUCACUGGGGUGUUGGUAGGCAUGUAUUCCACGUGGAUUUCCAUAUUUGAAAUAACGUUCGGUCACCUCGGUGUCUCCCAGAAAGAAGCUGGGUGGCUCGGGUUCGCUAGCCUCAUAGCAAGCAGUGUUGUUGGAUUUACAUGUGCACGGUUUUCUGACGUCUGCGCUCGGAAGUUGAAGACAAUUCUGAUGGUGAUGUUGGUUAUUUCAAGUUUGAUGUUCCUGUGGGUUUCCUUGUUGUGUAGCCAGUAUAUCGAAUAUAGUAGAGAACAACUGUACGUGUCGACUAUGCUCGGCUGUGCUUUCCUUAACGGCUGUGUGCCAUUACUGUAUGAACAGAUAUGCAACGCCGCCUUCCCUAUCCCAGAAGGAAUCAUUGUUGGAAUAUCUGCCCUUGUAGCAACACUUGCCGGCAUUUUGUAUAUCUUACCACUCUCCCUGAUCGAAUUUGAAGAUAAUUCGUGGCUGGAAUGGUCAUUACUAGUGUUAUGUGUGGUCGGGUGUAUUGUCAUACUAAUCACCCCUCAGAGGAACGGACGGGCAGACCUUGACGUGUCGGUCCGUGUCACUAAGUUCGCUCAUUAUGAAAGACUCGGAACAGAUCAGCCAGACUUACAUGUGUCACAGAACCAAGUUCCAGAAAACGCUUGAUAUCUUGUAUGGUAUACGACAGACGAUUUCUAAGUGACAAAAUAAGUAACAACGUUUAGGAGCAAGCCUUCUAAUGAGAGCCAGUUACAAUUUUGUGAAGCAAUUAAUUUUUGAACUGAAAAUAAGAAGAAUAUGAACUGCUGAUUGUGAAUCAGGAAUACAUCGAACUCCGCUCUGUAUAAUAUUUCGGGCUGUUUUGAAAUCUAGUUAUAUCAACUUCUCGUUUUUUAUCGUUCCUUUAUGCGUAAUUUGUUAUUACAGGAUCUGUUGCACACUACAUGUAUAUAUACUUUUACGUAUUGUCUUGUACAUCUCUGCAGGAAAUGUAUUAACCUUUAUUUUUAUUUAUGUUAACUCAUUUUAUCUCUCCAUCACAUCUCAAAUAUAUGUAUUACAUGAUUCUAUUUUGAAAUGGUUUGUACAAAUGGAUAUAAAAGAAUGUUCUUUACAUGUAUAUUGUUAUGUUAAUAAUUUCUUAUCUAUAAAUAGAUUAACAAAUGUAUCAACUAUUUAUAGUUAUCUUCCUUUUUUAUUUGUGUUUGGAAAGUUAUACAUGCACACCAU